CCGGUUUCACUGCUCCAUCACGAGCCACUGGGAACGGGUUGCCCGGGAAACGGCCGCAAUGGCAACAGAUCAGAGCCUGGGGGUUGUCUGCUUCUAGGUCUGCUCCCAUUUUACAUCGCAUUUCCUCACUAGAUGGUGUGCGAGCCACUGGAGAGUACACUUCCCCGCACAGUGGGCUCUACAUCCAGCAAAAACAAACCUGGGAAACUACACGGCGGACCGUUUCUUUACGGGGCACCGAGGAGGAAAAGUGUGGAAAUAAAGCGUCGUUCACGUCAAGGUUUUUCUUUCUUUUUUAAGCUGACUCUUCGCCUUUUUUUCUUCUUCUUGCAACACGAAGACUUGGGGAAAAAAAGCGGCAACAAAAUACAGCCGUGAUGGACAUAAUGGUUGCGGUGCAGGAUGCUUGUGUCUCUGGUCAGUGGCUUACUGCGAUAAUUCUCAGCCUGUGCUGCGUUCUGCCGUCAUGUUUGCCGGCCGGACAAACUGUGGACUAUUCCUCGGUUGAAAGUGUGGUCAGCAGACAAGGCGACACGGCUCUCCUGAGGUGCUACCUAUUGGAUGGGAUCUCGAAAGGAGCCUGGCUGAACCGCUCAAGCAUCAUUUUCGCAGGGAACGACAAGUGGUCCGUGGACCCCCGUGUCUCCAUUGUGUCCAGCGUUGGAGAUAAACACGAGUACAGCCUUCAGAUACAGAAAGUGGAUGUAUCCGACGACGGCCAGUACACAUGCUCCAUUCAGAGUGAGCGCAACCCACGGCCAAAGCUCCUCAACCUCAUUGUAAAAGUUCCUCCCAAGAUAUAUGACAUUUCCUCUGACAUCACGGUUAACGAGGGCAGCAAUGUGUCCCUCAUCUGUACAGCCAGUGGGAAACCCGAGGCAAGCAUUUCCUGGAGACACAUAACCCCAUUAGCCAGGAAGCAUGACAGUGGCGAAUAUCUUAACAUCACCGGCAUCACAAGGGACCAGGCUGGAGACUACGAAUGCAGCGCUUUAAAUGACAUUGCCUCUCCUGACACCAAAACAGUAAAAGUCACAGUCAACUUUGCCCCAUCUAUCCAUGAGAUGAAAAGCCAUGGAGUUGGUCUGGGACGCACAGCUCUGCUCAGGUGCGAGGCCGCUGCUGUACCUUCUCCAACAUUCGAGUGGUACAAGGGUGAGAAAAGGAUUAUCAAGGGUCAAGGCAUCGACAUCAAGAGCCUCAGCUCCAGAUCAGUCCUCACAGUGAACAACAUGACAGAGGAUCGUUACGGGAACUACACAUGUGUCGCCUCCAACAAGCUAGGGAUGGUUAAUGCCAGUGUGCCUCUCAUCCCGCCCAACACUGCACCCUAUGGGAGCACAGGGAGCGCACACAUCCCGCUGGCCUGCCAGUACCUGGUCCUGGCGCUCUCCUCCUUCAUCAGCGUGUACUAGCGGAGGGUCCGGACACAAUGACUGUCGAGAGCAUUUAUGAAUCCUUUGUGACAUUGCUGAAGGCUGGAAUCCAAUCUGGUACAGUUUGUUGAAAAGCCGUGAUGGGGGAAAUAAUCAGCGUUACGUUGUAUGGGGAAAUGUUCUUCUUUUGAUUUUAUUUGCUUUUUUGGUGAAAUUUCUGUCAUGUAAAUACUAUGAUGUUUUUUAUUAUUAUUAUUAUUAUCAUUAUUGUUUCCUCUCUUCUUCUUUUCUGAUUGAUCAACCACCUUGUGAAUCAGUGCUCACCCAGCCCCCCCCCCCCCCCCUUACCUUCAAUCAUAUCACCUUCCCCCCCACCCCCAACUUCAUAAAUGAGUUAAUUUCAUGCUUCUCUCUUUGGGAGGCAAUGGCGCAAAAUUGACAUUUCCAUCCGUUUUUGUACAUGGCAAAAAAAAAAGAAGCAAUUGUGCCAAGUCUCUCAGUACACAGAAUUAACAUACAAAUGUUGUAUUGAAUGUAUUAUGGGUUGUUGAACAAAGGAAAGACAUUUAGAUUCCUAACAAUACAAAUUGAGAUUAUCGAGUGUGCGUAACAAAUAGA
Molecule: messenger RNA, 1994 nt
Organism: Cyclopterus lumpus (lumpfish)
Lineage: Eukaryota; Metazoa; Chordata; Actinopteri; Perciformes; Cyclopteridae
Gene: negr1
Product: neuronal growth regulator 1
Exons: 7
Coding region: 378-1415 (345 amino acids)
Cellular component (GO): neuron projection
Source: RefSeq, a predicted model, not a curated record